CUUUGUGGUCUAAAAUCUACAGAACUCAUGUUGUGUAUCUAUACCAUACUCCUUAUUAUUAACAUUUAAUUUAUUUUUGUCUUCUUAUUAGCCCAACAUAUUUGGGGGGAGGUGUUGUUGGAGAAUAUGUUAAAGGAAAAUUGGACAUUCAUAUUGUCUUUGAUAAUGUGUAUAUAUUAACGUCAAAAGUCAAAUGCCCAAUUAAAACAUAUGUACAAAAGUGUGCAUGCUGAAUGUACAACUUCAACCUGUAGGUAACAAUAAAGUCUUACACUGCAACAGUGAGAAGCUAUUAAUAAACUGAUCUAAAUUCUCACACUGGUCAGGGAUUGUGACAUUCCACGUCAUUUGAGGGUGGAAUGGUCAGUAGGCUAAAAAAGGAGAACUAGCCAGUCCAAAAUGCCCCUGAAAGUUUAGAAUAGAGAGCUGUGAGGGAAAACCAUGACACAUGCGUGAUGUCAUGGAAGUGCUUGUAGUGUCUAUAAAGAGAUUCACUGAGGAAGUUCAUUUUCAUUCUUGAAACCUUGCAGUAUGGAGGUGAAACUAAGCUUAUGUGCCUGUGCUCUGUUGAUGAUUGUAGCAUGUGUAACCCGGUGCUUGGCAGUAAAGCGUGUCAUAGUGAAAAAAGGGCAAACGCUGACUCUGAACUGCCCCAUCAAAACCUUAAACGGUACUGAUCAUGUUGAAUGGAGAAACCCAAAUGGUUUUCUUUUGUCCUUCAACACUAUUAAAGUUUUAAAAGACAAGAGGACCGAGGAUGUUACUUUGACCCAGUCUCAGUACUCAAUAAGUAUUUCUGACAUCACGUUCAAAGAUGGAGGAGUUUACAAAUGUAUGCUGUACAGCAAGCAAGUUCAGUCAAAGAGAUACAGAGUAAUAGUUCUGAGUGGUCCAAUGCUGGAGAAAACUGAACAUGAGGAUAAAACAAUAGUUAAAUGCUCAGCUUCAGAAAAUGGCCAACCACCCAAACUCACAUGGCUUUUGGAUAAUGGCCUUGAGAUUGAAGCUCAGCCAAACUACGUGGUGGAAAACGCAUCCAAUAAAUACACUGCUGUUAGUCUCCUGCAUGUGAAGAGUAAGAAAAGAACUACAGUGAAAUGUGUGGCUCAGUACCCAACUCUACAUGGUGCAACCCUGCUAGACUUCGUCCACAUAGGAAGUCAAGGUGAAGAACCAUCUACCACACCAGAACCGAUCAGUACUACAACACAGAAAGUCAUCAUUCCAACACUUGUUCCACAGUUUACCAGUACACGUUUCAUCAGUACAGAAUACACAGAGUCAGAAACCACAGAAGAACCAGACACUGGUGUCAGCACCACUUCAUAUGAUACCAUAAAUGUAAAUGAAACUACAGAGUCAUUAUCUAAAACAACAGAGGGCACUCCUGUGAACACAGGCUCAGCUGUAACAACAGAAACUGAUACUUUCACCAACACUUUAGUAAAUAAAACUACUGAGGACAUGUAUACAGUAUCUGAAACAACAGAGGGCACUCAGGUGAAUACCAGCUCAGUUUCAACAACCGAUACAGACUCUUACAACAAAACAUCAGGGACUGGCAAUGAUAAAAAUGAACAAAGGCAGCCAGAAAGGGGGAAUUCUGUUCUGCUGAUACUGCUGGUUACAUGCCUGAUCUUCGGUCUAACCGUGGUGAUCGCCUUCUUCCUGCUCCGCCUCAGAAAGGCACACCUGGCCUGGAAACAAGAAAAUGAAGAGUUUGAUCAGUCAGUGGAAAGCAGCAAGUCCAAAUCCAGCAAUGAAGAAAAGCAGAAACAGAACCAACAACAAAGAGUACAAGGCUUAUGGAACACCAGUUUUACAAAAUACAAAGUGGAAGAAGCAGCAGCAGCGAGCGACACGAACACUACACAUGCCACUGUGGACAUCCCUGAUGAAAGACCACAUCUUCCAAACCAGACUGUAUUAAAAUCUUGCAUAAGAGAGACUGAACUGUAAAAUAUCUGGGAGUUUUAUCCCAAACUUUGUGACCAAAUUAGGUUGGGUUUCCUAAAGGUGCUACGAAUGUACAAAAAAUAUGUUUGCACAUUUUAUAUUUUGAUAUGUUGUUAUAUUUUUAUACAAGAGAAUAUAUAUAUAUUUAUAUUUUUAUAGUAAAUGUCUUUUUUUACAGUUGCCAAAAAUGUUUGCGUUUAUAAUUAUAAACU
Molecule: messenger RNA, 2168 nt
Organism: Astyanax mexicanus (Mexican tetra)
Lineage: Eukaryota; Metazoa; Chordata; Actinopteri; Characiformes; Acestrorhamphidae
Product: cytotoxic and regulatory T cell molecule
Exons: 11
Coding region: 532-1959 (475 amino acids)
Biological process (GO): positive regulation of natural killer cell mediated cytotoxicity directed against tumor cell target; detection of tumor cell; cell recognition
Cellular component (GO): plasma membrane
Molecular function (GO): signaling receptor binding
Source: RefSeq, a predicted model, not a curated record